Molecule: messenger RNA, 1892 nt
Organism: Gracilinanus agilis (Agile Gracile Mouse Opossum)
Lineage: Eukaryota; Metazoa; Chordata; Mammalia; Didelphimorphia; Didelphidae
Gene: CDK9
Product: cyclin dependent kinase 9
Exons: 7
Coding region: 16-1137 (373 amino acids)
Biological process (GO): protein phosphorylation
Cellular component (GO): nucleus
Molecular function (GO): ATP binding; cyclin-dependent protein serine/threonine kinase activity
Source: RefSeq, a predicted model, not a curated record
ACGGGCGAGGCCACCAUGGCCAAGCAGUACGAUACGGUGGAAUGCCCCUUCUGCGACGAGGUGACCAAGUACGAGAAGCUGGCCAAGAUCGGUCAGGGCACCUUCGGUGAAGUCUUCAAGGCCAAACACCGACAGACCGGCAAGAAGGUAGCCCUGAAGAAAGUGCUGAUGGAAAAUGAAAAGGAGGGGUUUCCCAUCACUGCCUUAAGGGAAAUCAAGAUCCUCCAGCUUCUCAAACAUGAGAAUGUGGUCAACCUAAUUGAGAUCUGUAGGACCAAAGCCUCUCCCUAUAACCGAUGCAAAGGUAGCAUCUACCUGGUGUUUGAUUUCUGUGAACAUGACCUUGCUGGCCUGCUGAGCAAUGCCCAUGUCAAGUUCACUCUGUCGGAAAUUAAGAAGGUGAUGCAAAUGUUGCUCAAUGGCCUCUACUAUAUCCAUCGGAACAAGAUAUUGCAUCGGGACAUGAAGGCUGCCAAUGUGCUCAUCACCCGAGAUGGGGUCCUGAAGUUGGCUGACUUUGGUUUGGCUCGAGCUUUUAGUCUGGCCAAGAAUAGCCAGCCAAACCGAUACACUAACAGAGUGGUGACCCUCUGGUACCGGCCCCCUGAGCUGCUCCUUGGAGAGCGUGACUAUGGCCCUCCAAUAGAUCUUUGGGGUGGAGGCUGCAUCAUGGCAGAAAUGUGGACCCGGAGCCCUAUCAUGCAGGGUAACACGGAGCAGCACCAGCUGACCCUCAUCAGUCAGCUCUGUGGCUCCAUUACCCCAGAGGUGUGGCCCAAUGUGGAUAAAUACGAGCUGUAUGAAAAAUUGGACCUGCCUAAAGGACAGAAGCGGAAGGUAAAAGAGCGGCUUAAAGCCUAUGUCAAGGACCCUUAUGCGCUGGACCUGAUUGACAAACUACUGGUGCUGGACCCUACCCAGCGUAUCGACAGUGACGAUGCCCUCAACCACGACUUCUUCUGGUCAGACCCCAUGCCCUCAGACCUCAAGAAUAUGCUCUCCACUCACAGCACUUCCAUGUUUGAGUACCUGGCUCCACCCCGACGGAGAGGCGGUGGGCACAUGCCCCAACAGCCAGCCAAUCAGAGCCGCAACCCAGCAGCCACUAAUCAGACAGAGUUUGACCGAGUAUUCUAAGGUCACACGAGAUUGUUCCUUUUUUUGUUGGGUUUUGGGGUUUUUUUUUUUUUUUUUACAUAUAUAUAUAUAUAUAUAGACAUGUGACUAUUAUGUUGCUGAGAUUAUGGGGCAUUUUUAAUUGUUUCCCAUUGCACAUAUAUAUAUUUUUUUAAACUUUUGCUCUAGGUACUGGGGGGAAUGGCAAGCUAGUUAGUAAGGAUGGAGCUAGGACUGAUGGAAAGACAUUGCAGCAUCUGGCUAUGCCAUCCCCAGGACCCAAAUUUCUCUGGACAGUACUCAGCACUGUCUUUUCCUCUAGAAGAAGGACCUCCUUUUUGAGGAAAGCAGUCACAGAGUUUCCCCAGGCUGUCCUCUGUUCUUAGUCAUCCUGGAAAUCCUUAGGCUCCUCUUCUUUAUAAUAGCCAGGGGAUAAGAUUAUCUUGCAUGGCCUUGGGGCCCCAUUAUUAGAAAAAUCACUGGCAGCUUCUCCCAGUCCUGCCUGUGACAGGAGACUGUGACUUGUUGACUGAAGGGAAGAUUAGAGCACCAGCCCUCUUUGAAUUCCAUGGUCCUCCUAGCACCCUUCACUAUGUAUUCUGGGAGAUACUAGGAAUCCAAAGAGAUCAGUUGGGUCUGGUCCCUCCUUGGUCCCACUUGUAUCAUAGAGGGCAGAAGAGCAAUUUUGGUUUUCUUUUUAGAAGAAUUUUAUCAUGUUACCUCCGUUUGAUUUUUGCUUGGCAACAUUGGUUAUUAUUAAAAGUUGACUUUUCCUA